This is a messenger RNA of Centropristis striata (black sea bass), 2413 nucleotides long. RefSeq names its product kinesin-like protein KIF2C. The record is from RefSeq and is a predicted model, not a curated record. Gene Ontology annotation, biological process: microtubule-based movement. Gene Ontology annotation, molecular function: microtubule binding; ATP binding; microtubule motor activity. Bases 84 to 2195 code for a protein of 703 amino acids. NCBI's taxonomy places the organism in Eukaryota, Metazoa, Chordata, Actinopteri, Perciformes, Serranidae. The transcript is spliced from 23 exons.
CCAAUCAGAUUCCUCCAUAUCCAGAAAUAAUGUCAACCCCAAUUUUCAAACUUUGGCGGCGGUGAAUUUCGCACGUAGAAAAAAUGGAGACCAGCCUGUCCAGACUUCUUGUUGGACUCUCUGUAAAAAUUAGCCGCAGUGAUGGUCGAGUGCACCUGGCCACGGUGAAGUCUGUGGAUUCCGCCAAGUCCACGGUUAUGGUUGAAUGGGAUGAGAGAAAAAUCACCCGUGGAAAGGAGGUUGAAGUGAAUGAGUUAUGCAUUCUCAAUCCAGAGCUUUUGGACCAUAUAAAGGCUGUCGCCAACCAUACUACUGAUCCACCCCUUCCUGCUCCAGACAAGAAGUUUGAGGGUCGGCUGCGCUCAUCCAGGAUUCCUGCCCCUCUGUCCUCCUCUACUGCAACAGUCGCCAAAGCUGAAGAGUCAGUUGUCAGUCGAUCUCAGACGAGGCAGACGUGUAUGUUCCAGCCCCCGGCCCCUGUUCCUGCACCAGUCUCCACCUCUGAGUCUCCACAGGCAAACCUGGAGGUGGUCCAACCCGAAGCCCCCUCUUCAUCAGUCCUCACAAACUCUGCGCUUCCGAAUCAGCAGCGUAAAAAGAAUGAGGCCAAACCAGCACAGUCGCUGCCUUUUGUCCGAGAGACCGUGAAGGAGAAUGAUGAACCCAAGAGAAUGCCUCCUCCUCCAGCCAGAGGCAGAAGAAAAUCUGUGGCUCCCCAAGAACUAAACAAAGGCAAUAAAAGGCUGUCUUGUGUUGUACAGCCUGCCGACAUUCAGCUCAAGAGGGGAAAGUUUGGAGAGACAACUCGACCAAACCAGAAGUUCUAUGAGAUGAUCCAAGACUUCAGAGAGACCUUGGAAAUAACUCCCUUAACCACUACUGACCACAUUGAACCUCACAAGAUCAGCGUGUGCGUUCGCAAGCGGCCCCUAAACAAACAAGAGAUUAAUAAAAAGGAGAUAGAUGUGGUGUCUGUGCCUGGAAAUGGUUCUCUGCUGGUCCAUGAGCCAAAACAGAAGGUGGACCUCACCAAGUACUUGGACAACCAAAUCUUCCACUUUGACUACUCCUUUAAUGAGAUGGCCACCAACGACCUUGUCUACAAGUUCACAGCCAAACCUUUGGUGCAGUCUGUUUUCGAAGGUGGUAUGGCAACAUGUUUUGCCUAUGGCCAGACUGGAAGUGGAAAGACUCACACAAUGGGAGGUGAUUUCGCUGGGAGGCAGCAGAACAGCGCUAAAGGAAUCUACGCCUUGGCAGCCCACGAUGUCUUCACCUAUCUGAACCACAGGAGGUAUGCUAACCUGGAUCUCUCUGCUUAUGUCAGCUUCUUUGAGAUCUACAACGGAAAAGUGUACGACCUGCUGAAUAAGAAGGCCAAGCUCCGUGUUCUGGAGGAUGACAGGCAGCUGGUUCAGGUGGUGGGCCUGGAGGAGGUCUACGUGUCCACUGCAGAAGAGGUCAUCAAGAUGAUCCAGCUGGGCAGUGCAUGCAGAACAUCAGGCCAGACCUCCGCCAACGCCAACUCGUCCCGCUCUCAUGCCAUCCUUCAGAUUGUCCUGCGGCGCAAUGACCGUGCCACCACGCUGCAUGGCAAAUUUUCACUGGUUGAUUUGGCUGGCAAUGAGCGCGGCACUGACGUCAGUAGCAACGACCGCAGCACUUUAGUGGAGACGGCCGAGAUCAAUCGCAGCCUGCUGGCUCUAAAGGAGUGUAUUCGUUCACUGGGAAUGAACAGCGAUCACAUUCCUUUCCGAAUGAGUACUUUGACCAAAGUCCUCAGGGAUUCCUUCGUUGGUGAAAAGUCCAGGACCUGCAUGAUUGCUAUGGUGUCUCCAGGCAUGACCUCAUGUGAAUACACGAUGAACACACUACGCUAUGCUGACAGGGUGAAGGAACUAAAAGGCAACACCAAGUCCAAUGGAGCAGCAAAGGCACAAGAGUCUAUAGAUAGCUCCACAGAGGAGGAAUCUGUUGAGGAUACCACUGUGUUUGAUGCCAUAACCCAGGUGGCAGAGCUGGAGGAGAAGGUUUAUGCACAGUUCCAGAUGGGCAACGAACUCUGCAAUGCAAUGGGUAAAACCUCUUACAAUAUUGAGGAAGGUCUGCCUGACCUGGUGGAUCAUGCAAAGGCAUUACUUGACACGGUUAUGGCUUUGCAGACAGCGGUGAACCAGGCAAGGCAAAGCUUCUGAGGAAAAAGACCCACCGACCCACUCACAAAAUGUUUUUAUUGUAAACGUCUGUUUUGGACCAGUUUGUUGAUUUUUACCGUGUUAAUAGCUAUAUUAAAUAAGAAUGUAUUUUAACACUACCUCAUUAAAAAUGUUAAAAAUCUUGUAAGCAGCGUGUUGUUGUUGUUGUCUAUAUUGAUGGAUGCAGCACUUUUUGCUGCAGAUGCUUUCAUGUCUUA